CCCCCAACCCUAAAUUGCCAGAUCUGUACUCCGGAGGCGAAGGGUCGGAGCCACUCGCUACUUGCCGCCGCCGCCGCCGCCGCCGUCGUCGAGGGCGAGGCAGCGGCGCUCCGCCUCGGCUCGGGCGGCGCACCGGCGCCUCUGAGCGGCCACGCCCCGGUCUCCGCCAUCCGCCCGUCCGCCUCUCCGUUCGACCUCGUCCCGUGGUCCCUCCCUACGCCGCCGUCGACCGCCGUUUCUGGUAAUCUCAGGAACUUGAAAUGGCAGACGAGGAGCAUGCUCCAACGUCUAGGAAGAGGGUUGCAGGUACCCAAAUCAACAAGGAUAAUCCUGAGCCUGAUGAUGACUCAACUGAGCAAGAGAUGGGGACAUUUAAGAGAGCUAGUGAGGAAGUGAUGGCAACACGGAGAAUUGUAAAGGUUCGACGCCAGCAGCCCUCAUCAGCUCCUUCUAAUCCUUUCUCUGCAAUCAGAUUUACCCCCAGUGAUACCAGCGCCCAAGCAACUAUCCCUGUCUCAGAGCCUCAACCUUCUGAUGUCAUUACAGCGAAUGCAAAGGAUAGUUCAAGUGAGAAAGCUGAUGAGGGAAGCAAUGGCAGUGGGAAAGAUGCUUUACCUGUAACUGACAAGAGUGCAGGUUCUAGUGAGGUAGCUGAGACAGAAAAGGAUGGAUCAGAUCUGAAAGGAUCAGAUGAAAAAGCCAAGUCCAGUGACUCAAUUGAACCACCUUCUCAACCUGUUGAGACCACUGACGAAGCAAAAGACUUGGGGGGCGGAUCAGUGGUAGCUGGAGAGGCCAAGGAAGAUAACAGCAAGGCAUCUGAUAUCGAGGACAAAACAGCAAAAGAGGGAGAUGCUGAAGAAGAGGAUGGAGCAAAUGAGGCUGGAGCUGAAGACAAAAUUAGCAAGGGUGAUGAUGAGAAGAAAGAUGGAGAUGAAUCAGAGACAAAGGAUGGAUCGUCUGAGGAGCAGAAGGAUGCUGAUAACAAGGGGCAGUCGUCAUCACCAACACCCCUUUUCUCUUUCAAGAACCUGUCGAGUGGCCAAAAUGCCUUCACAGGACUGGCUGGAACUGGAUUUUCAGGCUCUUCAUUUUCAUUUGGAUCAGGCUCUAAAGAAAGCUCGAGUGCUCCCCUGUUUGGGCUAAAGACUGAUGGCUCAUCAUUCCCAUCUUUUAGUAUUGGUGCUUCGAAUAAUGGGAGUUCCUCCCCUGCGCUUGCGACUUCGGCAGAAGCUCCCAAGAAAUUUGCUAUGCCAGAGGGCCCAGUUGAAACUGGUGAAGAGAAUGAGAAGGCCAUAUUCACAGCCGACUCAGCAUUGUAUGAAUACUUGGAUGGGGGUUGGAAAGAAAGAGGAAAGGGGGAACUAAAGUUGAACAUCCCAGUAUCUGGUGGCGAGAGGUCUCGUCUCGUCAUGAGAACCAAGGGCAAUUACAGGCUAGUUCUUAACGCAAGCCUUUACGAGGACAUGUCGCUGAAGGACAUGGACAAGAAGGGCGUGACGUUUGCCUGUAUGAACAGCAUCGGCGACUCGCAGAGCGGGCUUGCCACAUUUGCUCUGAAGUUCAGGGAUACCAGCAUCAGGGAGGAGUUCAAAGCUGCGGUGGAGAUGCACAAGGCGAAAAAGGCGUCCGGCACACUCAAGACACCCGAGAACUCCCCGAAGGCAUCAGAUGAUUGAAGGUUGAAGCCCAACUCUCGCCACAAUGCACCGAGUCCAUGAAGUGGAGGAGCUGAGAUACGCUUCUUGUUCUUUUGGGGGGGUUUAUUUAAGUAACAUACCGUACCAUGUCACUACGCUGCCUUAAGAUGAUGAUGCGCUUGCAUACGGUUUCCUGUCGCUGUUUUUGGAACAGUGGGUAGAGUCCUGUGAAACUUUAAAUUAAAAGUCCUGAAAUCUUAGUAAGUGGAGAGAUGAGACUCCUAUUGCCUACUGUGAUGACCCCAGCGGACACUCACUAAGAGUAUGCCGCUGAGUGUUUGAUAUUCUAUUUGGGGAUGAGAUCUUUAUCAAUCGGUGUUGUACUGGUGUAUCAUGUAUCCGUGAUCUGCAGCGUCAGCGUCGCCUUACCUUUACCUUC
Oryza sativa Japonica Group (Japanese rice) is the source of this 2079-nucleotide messenger RNA. Its product is annotated as nuclear pore complex protein NUP50B. Gene Ontology annotation, cellular component: nuclear pore; cytoplasm. Gene Ontology annotation, biological process: intracellular transport. Gene Ontology annotation, molecular function: GTPase activator activity. The record is from RefSeq and is a predicted model, not a curated record. NCBI's taxonomy places the organism in Eukaryota, Viridiplantae, Streptophyta, Magnoliopsida, Poales, Poaceae.